Molecule: messenger RNA, 1266 nt
Organism: Plasmodium cynomolgi strain B
Lineage: Eukaryota; Apicomplexa; Aconoidasida; Haemosporida; Plasmodiidae
Product: transporter
Exons: 1
Biological process (GO): transmembrane transport
Molecular function (GO): transmembrane transporter activity
Source: RefSeq, a predicted model, not a curated record
AUGAAGGAAGACAUAUCGCAGCUCAAGUACGAGCAGAGCGUGUCGAACGACCUGAAGAUGAACAAGUGGGUGGUGGUCGGGCUGUACUCCAUAGUGGCGGCAGUGGCGACCUUCGUACACGCAGGAUUCAGUGGCUGGCAGCCAAUUAUAUACAAGUCAGGUGCCUUCAGCGAAUUAUGUGGGCCGACGGAUGACAAGCAGGAAUUUAAAGUGGACGCAAAUACAUCCUAUAUGACAUGUGGGAACCGAGAUGCAGCUGUGAACAAUUUAUUUACCUUGGCCUUCUUUGUUCAUUUUUUCCUAUCAUCAGUAAGUGGCUACGUAUUGGAUACCUUUGGAGAAAAGGUCUGUUUUCUAAGUGGACAAAUAAUCCUAGCAGGAGCAUUUCUAUCGCUAGCAGUUUUGAAGUUUUCCUACGUAUGGUAUUUGUUCUUUUUAAUGUUGGGUAUUUCAGCAGACUUAUCAUUCAUUCCGUUGUUAAAAAUAUCGAAAUAUUUCCCUGGACAGGAGUCUCUCAUUUUUGGAAUCCUGGGUUCAGCAAGGUCUACGGGAUUUGCCGUUGGGUUGCUUUUAAAAUGUGCCUUUUUCUACAUGUACAGUUUUAAGGAUAACGAAUUUUACAUUUUGUGCUUAAUCUACCUAUGCACAUGUAGCUUGUAUGCAUUUAUUGUGGGUAUUUUUAUCAUGCCGAGUAAGAAGAGUGGACAUUCGCAACUGAACAGUGAAGGAGCCACGGGAUCGUCAAACCAAGAGAAGAAAAGAAACAUAAGUAUGAUGAACGAAAUGGACAGAAUCGAAAGUGGAGAUAAAAAGUCAUACAAUAAUGAUGAGGGUUCUAAAUUUUCAUAUAAAAUGAAAGCUUUAUGGAAUCAUCCACAAAAAUGGGAAUAUUUAAUCACCGUAUUUAUAUGCAGUUCGAGUAUGAUUCGAUUUGAUUAUUUUAUAAAAACCAAUAGAUCCUUUUUUAUAUGGAAAGAUAAUGACCUCACGACAAUAUUUUCUCUCUCCACUGUUUUAUCCUUUAUCCCAACCCCAUUUUUUGGCUACCUGGCUGGAAAAUUUGGUUCUAUAUACAGUAUAUUAACAAACAACCUGUUUAUAUUUUUGACCUACCUUUUGAUCCUAUUUGAUGGAUACUUCUUCCGAAUCAUGGCCAUGAUUUUGUUCUUCUUUUAUAUAUCUUUCGUUUUUUCCUGUUUCUAUUGCUAUGUGGAUGAGAAAUACUCCAAGCAGCAUUUCGGAAAAUUGUGCGGAAUUAUGUUUGCA